AUGUUGCUGUCGCUUCAGCAAGCAGCCCGCCUGCUUCCUUUCCUUCUCGUUGCCGCUCUCGUCUCUGCACAUGGUGAGGCCCUCCUCACGGCCGAUCUCAAGGCCGAGAAGGUUGCACUGAAGACGGACGAUGACGUCGCGCAGAGGGAGGAGCGCUCGAUCGCGCCUUCGCCUGCCUACACUGAGGAAGAACUCAAGCUCCUUGAGCAGACCAAGGAGAAGUUCGAGUUCCAGUCCGACGUUAGCCGCAUCAUGAACAUCAUCAUCAACAACGUCUAUACCAACCGCGAGGUGUUCCUUCGUGAGUUGAUCUCCAACGCUUCUGAUGCCCUCGACAAGAUCCGUCUUCAGUCUCUUACCGACGCGACCAAGCUCGACGCCAAGAAGGAGCUCGAGAUCAGGGUGCAAUCCAACGCCGAGGAUGGUACCCUCACCAUUUCCGACACUGGCGUGGGCAUGACCAAGGCGGAGCUGGUGCAGAACCUGGGCACCAUCGCCCACUCGGGUACCAAGCAGUUCGCCGAGAUGUUGGGCAGCAAGGACGCCUCGUCGAACCUCAUCGGUCAGUUCGGCGUCGGCUUCUACUCGGCCUUCCUCGUCGCCGAUCGCGUCGUGGUGGUGUCCAAGUCCAACGACGAUGCCGACCAGUGGAUCUGGGAGUCGACCGCCGACUCUAACUACUCCAUCGUCAAGGACCCGCGCGGCAACACCCUCGGCCGUGGUACCUCAAUCACCAUGCACCUCAAGAAGGACGCCGACACGCAGACCUUCCUCAAGUCGGACAAGCUCCGCGAUCUCAUCAUCCGCUACUCGGACUUCAUCUCGUUCCCCAUCUUCCUGUGGGAGAGCCACGUCGAGCGCGUGCCCGUGAAGGAGGAGGCCGAAGACGACGCCGAGGACGAGGAGGCCGAAGUCGACACUGACGACGACGAGGAAACCGAGGACGACGAGGAGAAGAAGGUAGUCAAGGAGACCAUCCCCGAGCUCGUUUGGGACUGGGAGAGGAUCAACGACAAGCAGCCUAUCUGGACCAGGAGGAAGGAUGACAUCGAGGACGAGGAGUACGAAAACUUCUUCAAGGCCGUCACCAGGGAGGACAGGCCCCCUCUCUCCUACAUCCACUUCACCGCCGAGGGUGACAACGGUGCCUUCAAGGCCAUCAUGUUCCUGCCCGAGGCUCCCCCGUACUCCCAGUUCGAUAGCGCCGCUCGCCAGAAGGGCGUCAAGCUCUACGUCAGGCGCGUCUUCAUUACCGAGGAGCUCGACGCGCUCCUGCCCAAGUACCUCGCUUUCCUGCGCGGUGUGGUCGAUUCCGACGAUCUCCCGCUCAACCUUUCGCGCGAGACCCUUCAGGAGCACAAGGCCCUUGAGGUGAUCCGUAACAAGCUGGUGAGGAAGACCAUCGCCAUGUUCCAGCAGCUCGGAGAUGCCGAGACUGCCGAGGAGAAGGCCAAGUACGCCAAGUUCUGGAAGAGCUACGGCACCAACAUCAAGCUCGGCGUGAUCGAGGACAGCGGCAACAGGGCUCGCCUCGCCAAGCUGCUCCGCUACCUGUCGUCCACCACCGGCGAGAACACCUCGUUCGAUGACUACGUCGCCAGGAUGAAGGAGGGCCAGGAGGACAUCUACUACCUCUCGGGCGACAGCGUCGAGGCCCUCAAGACCUCGCCGCUCCUCGAGAAGCUCACCGAGAAGGGCUACGAGGUGCUCUUUGCCGUCGACCCCAUCGACGAGUACACCUUCCAGAACCUGCCCAAGUACGACAAGUACAAGCUCGUGAACCUGGCCAAGGAGGGCGUCAAGCUCCCCGGCGAGGAGGACGAGGACAAGGACCACGAGGAAGACCUCAAGGAGGUCAUCACCUACCUCAAGAAGACCUUCUCCUCCAAGAUCUCCCGCGUCAAGGUCUCCAACCGCCUCUCCCGCUCCCCCUGCGCCCUCGUCGCCGAGUCCUGGGGCCACACGGCCCAGAUGGAGAAGGUCAUGCGCGCCCAGGCCCUUUCCUCCAAGGACGACCCCAAGUCCCGCAUGUGGGCCGGCAAGAAGGUGCUCGAGAUCAACCCGCGCCACCCGAUCGUGCUCGAGCUCAACCGCCUCGUCACCGCCGACGCCACCGACCCCACCGCCAAGGACGUCGCCACCCUCCUCCUCGACACCGCCGCCAUCUCGUCGGGCUACAACAUCGACCAGCCGGCCUCGUUCGUCACCCGCGUCCUCCGCAUGAUCUCCACCUCGCUCGACCUCCCCGAGGCCGUCAUCGAGGACCUCGCCGCGCCCGCCGCUGCCGAGCCCGCCAAGAAGGCCACGGAGGCCGAGGCCGAGGCCGAGGACGAGGAUGAUGGUGGUGUGGACGUGGAUUUGGACGGCGAGGAGGACGAUGAGCACGAUGAGCUGUAA
Molecule: messenger RNA, 2397 nt
Organism: Acanthamoeba castellanii str. Neff
Lineage: Eukaryota; Discosea; Longamoebia; Acanthamoebidae
Product: heat shock protein gp96, putative
Exons: 5
Coding region: 1-2397 (798 amino acids)
Biological process (GO): protein folding
Molecular function (GO): ATP hydrolysis activity; ATP binding; ATP-dependent protein folding chaperone
Source: RefSeq, a predicted model, not a curated record